Messenger RNA from Hypomesus transpacificus, 2790 nucleotides. RefSeq names its product prolactin receptor-like. The transcript has 9 exons. The record is from RefSeq and is a predicted model, not a curated record. Lineage: Eukaryota; Metazoa; Chordata; Actinopteri; Osmeriformes; Osmeridae. Gene Ontology annotation, biological process: cytokine-mediated signaling pathway. Gene Ontology annotation, molecular function: protein binding; cytokine receptor activity. The coding region runs from base 1106 to 2713 and encodes 535 amino acids. Gene Ontology annotation, cellular component: external side of plasma membrane.
CCUAGCAGGGGGACGAGUCUUCCUUCAGUGGGAGAACGGAUAUCGACUGACUAUUAGACAGACAGAGAGACCAGACCGGAAGAGACUGAAGGUUACUGUGAAAUCCAGAAGAUCAGAGAACAUGGUGAAUGAAAGGCAUCUUUUCAAAAGGGACAUCGUUCUAUAGUUAUUGACGGACAUCAUUUGAAAGCGCUGAUAAAGUGCACGUUUACGAUGACUGAAAAUUAGUUGAUUGUAUAAUCAAAACAAAACAACAACGAAAGAAUAACAAGCCCACGCAACACACGCUCGUGCCUGCUGUAUGUAUGGGGAACUCGCGGAGCCUCGUAAUCGCACUAGACUACCUCGCAUGUAACCUGACGUCAUUUAAAGCACACGGUAUCCUCCAGUUGCCAUAUGCCAGGUAGUUAUGUUUAAACACAAGGUCUGCGCCGAGGCAUGUUUGCCAAAGAAAGUUUAAUCUAUAGGCUAUAUGUGUCCUAAAGAUAACCGACAUAACGGCCUGCAAUAUAUGUCGUAAAACGCAGGAACGCGUGUUUAUUGAGCUAUGAAAAUGUGAACCCGAGAAAGCUUCGAAUUCCCUGAAAAUUGAGUAGAGCAUUCAUAGCAAUCUGAUCGCCUCGAGCUCAUGCGCUUAGUCUAAUGACGCCACCGCAGGUGGAGCGAAGCAAAUCACCUUCCUCUGGAUACACAGCCUAUGGAGCGCUCAGUGUAGCAGUCAGGCGGUUUGCCUUCCUCUGGAUACACAGCCUAUGGAGCGCUCAGUGUAGCAGUCAGGCGGUUUGCCUUCCUCUGGAUACACAGCCUAUGGAGCGCUCAGUGUAGCAGUCAGGCGGUUUGCCAAAGCCGUGUGGUCGUAAUAUUUAACGUUAUAUCUGACCUUUAAACACUUGUUUUGUGAAAUAGCGCAUGUUCAAACAUGAGCCUGCGUAAACCCAGAAGAGUGAUGUGAACUGUUGUACCGUCUGUUUGAGAUUUGUACAAGCAACAACAUUUGGAAAAAUACCUGGGAAAGAUCAUAGAGGCAACAGGCGGUGUUGCGAAGACUUUGAUCAGGAGGUACCGACCAUAUAUUGUUAAGGUAAGAGGCAGGAGAAGCAUCAGGAUGCUGUGGAUAUUGAUCUUCCUGCUGCCCAGAAUAGGGCUGAGUGUCAUGACCCAGACACUAUCACACCAGGACGAGCGCAAAGAUGGUGACGUCUCUCCUGCCACCAGACCCCACAUCUACCGCUGCCGCUCUCCCAACAUGGAGGAGUUCACCUGCUGGUGGCACCCCCUCCACCAGCCCCCAGAGAGCCACGUGGACUAUACACUCACCUACAGCCUGGAAAAGGCAUCCAAGCAGGAGUGCCCGGACUACGAGUCUGCAGGCCCCAACAGCUGCCACUUUGACAAGAGACACACGUCGGUCUGGAAGAUGUACUGCAUGGAGGUGACAGCUGUGACGUCGCAGGGAAACCACACAUCCCAGCAGAAGUGUGUGGACGUGCAGGAGAUAGUGGAGCUCGAGGCACCAGUCAACCUGACCUACACCUUAUUGAAUGGCAGCAAGGAUGAUGAUGGUCGCACGGUCAAGGUGUCCUGGGUCUACCCUGUCCCAGACCACAUCCAGUUCGGCUGGAUCUCGCUGGACUUUGAGCUGCAGUACAGACACAUAUCUGAACCCACCAACUGGAAGGUUAAAGGUUUGCUGCAAGAGUUUUCUCUGGAUCUACUGGACCUGCCUGCAGGAGAAUACCUGGUCCAGGUACGCUGCCGCCCACGCAGACACGGGCUCUGGAGCAGGUGGAGCUCCGCCCUCCCGCUCACCAUACCUGGGAGGUCUGCUUCAGAUAGACUGCUGGCUCUUCUGUUGGUGACGGGAGUUGGAGUCAUGGCGCUGCUGGUCAUCGGCUGUGGAGUGCUCCCUCACAGCAGGAGGAUCAAAGCCUUCCUUCUCCCUCCCAUCCCAAGACCCAGGAUCAGUGGGAUAGACCCUCUGCUUGUGAAGAAGGGCAGCAUGGAGGAGAUCAACCGACACUUCCUGUCGCUGCACGGUUUCCAUGGCUACAAGCCCGCCAGCUAUAGCGACGAGUUCUGGGACAUGGUCAGCUCAGACGGUAACCAAACUCUCCAUGGUAACCCCGGUAACCAAACUCUCCACGGUAACCCCGGCUUCAAGGGGGUCGAGAGGAGGCUGAAUACGGCCGCUUCCGGUGACCCGACACCCACAGCUACCCAGACCAAGCCCCCCGUCACCCCAAACCCAAACCCUUACAUCCAGGGACCUCUCCAGGGCCCCUUCCCCUACUGCCAGUCCACAACGUGGGUCUCCCAGCCCCUGGACUCAGCCCCCGCAGAGCUACUCUCCUUCCCUGGAUCAGAUUACAGCCUCAUGGCGACCCCAGCCCGGGCCUCCACCUUCGAGGCAGCCUCGUCCACCUCCCAGGAUUUCUAUACCUGUGUGAACGGACUGAGCCCUGCUGGGGAGGUGCAGCUGGUGCCAUGCCUGGCCACCUCUUCCAAACGAUGCCCCUACGUGCAACUGAAGGGGCAACUGAAGGGGCAUCUGGCUGAGGAACGAGCAGAAAAGAGCCACCAGUUAGCCGACUACCUGGCAAGGAAGGUUGAGAUGGUGACACAUGGCCGAGUGGGGAUGAAGGAGGGCGGAGCUGCAGAGAACAGCCAAGCAGUCGUGCCUUUGCUGCCAGAUGCAACCACUGACACGGUGUAAACACACACUACGAACACACACUCACCUACAAACACACACACUAUGAACACACACUCACCUACAAACACACACACUAU